AUGUUAGUCACUAAUAGUGCGCUGGGAGAUCCCUUGAAGCUCAAGCAGUCUCUCAUUACAACCGCAGCAGUAGUUACUCAGGACCUUUCACCAGUGAAAACUAUACAUGCUCACUUGAAUGCCUUUCACGCCUAUGCCGACAAUCCACACCGUGCCGUCGAGACCAAUCAUUAUUGUGGCCAUUUGAACAACGAUGUUCGACAGUGUCUUCUUUACGACUCUUCUGAAGCCGAUGCGCGGCUGAUCGGCGUUGAAUACAUGAUUACACCAGCGUUGUUCCAGACCCUGUCCCCCGAGGAACAGAAGCUCUGGCACUCGCAUGUCUACGAGGUCAAGUCCGGCAUGCUGGUGAUGCCAAACUCGGUGAUUCCCGACGCAAUGUGGGCUCGGGCCGAAUACAAGGAGAUGGAGAAGGUGGUCGAGCUGUACGGCAAGGCCUAUCACCUGUGGCAGACUGAUGCCGACCAUAAACUUCCUCUGGGCAAGCCGAAGCUCAUGACGAGCUUUACUGCGGAUGGGCAGUUGUCUACCGACAAACUUGAAAGCAGAGACAAAAAAUUCAACGUCGAUCAUAAGGAAAAGAGAGCGCAGAGGAAGGACAUGCCAGAGCCUCAAGUUCAUCCAAAACGUCGAGUUGCGAUCCAGGCUCAGGUACAGCGGCGAUCCCACGUUGAAGCUCCCCCAAGCCGUCCCCGUCCACCCCUUCCAGACGUCGCUGUUGGCCUCCAGGAACGCCAGCAUGUGCAUCGCCGUCUGCUCGCACUGCCGGCCCGGCCCGGCCCCGAACUCGGUCAGCAUGCCCCUCGCGCCCGCCGCGCGGAGGACCCCGGUGACCUGCCAGAACUGCUCGCGGCAGCCGCUCCACGGCUCGCACACGCCGUACGCGCCGCCCAGCCCGUCAAAAUACUGGUGGAAGUCGAAGACCAGGUUGUCGGCGGGGUCGUUGACGAGGCCGGGGCCGAUGCCGGGCGCGGAGAAGGCUUGCCAGUCGACGAGACGCGCGAACUGGGCGUCGGAUACGAGAAUGAUGUUGUUGCUCGAGACGCUCCUGAUUCCGAGGAUGCCGUCUUAGUUCGUGUCUCCCCAUUUGAGGAUGUGAAUGUCGUGGGCUGGAGUCGGGAAUGUUAG
Molecule: messenger RNA, 1128 nt
Organism: Cordyceps fumosorosea ARSEF 2679
Lineage: Eukaryota; Fungi; Ascomycota; Sordariomycetes; Hypocreales; Cordycipitaceae
Product: DUF1264 domain protein
Exons: 4
Coding region: 1-1128 (375 amino acids)
Source: RefSeq, a predicted model, not a curated record